GAUUACGCUUUUAGAUAUUAAGGCGUUUUGAGCCCCAGAUAAUUUAUAAGCCAAGACCACUAAACUCAUGUUUGUUUUAAUAAGAUUCUGGCCCAAAGGUUCAUAUUUUAAUAGAAACUACAAGUUGUUUGUUGUUGUUGCUGCUGUUUGUUUUUAGUUCCAGGACCAGGAGAAGACAGGGCAGUCCAGUUAUCUGUAAAAUCUUAAUGUGAUGGCUCAGGGUUAGGACCAUCUCUUGGUGACAUUGAGAUGGUUGAGCUGGUCAGCAACAAAUCUAUGCUGGGGGAACUUGGAAGUGCUGGCCGACUUGAUGGCCUCGAAAGCCUGUGCCCUGCGCACGCUGGCGUGGCGGUACUCCUGCUCCGCGGUCAUGUAAGGCAUGCUCAACCAGUAGUGGUUCUCCGCCUCGAUCUCCAGGCGACGGAUCAUGUUCUGCUUCGACAACAAAGACACCCUCCGCGGUCGCCGGUGCUUCCCGAUCCACUGACUUCCAGGAAUGCGAUUGCGGCAGAGAAGAGCAGUGAGGAACAUGGUUCCUGCGGAGGAGGGCACAUAGACAGAGGCGCUCGCUGGAGACCGCGGGGCUGGAGAAGGGAGAAGAGGGCUCGCGAUCCUGGCUCGACGCCACGCGCGACUCUAGCCCCGGCGCCCAAGAACGCACGCUGACCCCCUCCCCGCCUCCCAACAGGAACUACUGGCUAAAGUGGAGGAAGGGUCCUCCCCUCCCACCCGCCGAGCCCAUCGACUCACCUGCCACACUCCCAAGAACUUUGCGCCCCCCUCGCGCGGCUGAUGCGACUGUGGCAGGACGAUAGCCUCUCGGGGGUCCACCGGCACCUUCACGUGAUACUUCAGCUCUCGCGAGAGAGAACCCUUGCGCCUGCGCGGAACCAAGGACAUUUCCGGCCUACAGAUUCAAACUAGUGGCGGCUUGGUACGGAUCUGGAGCGUUGGUGUCUCUGCUGUUGCUUAGGUUCUUGCUCAUCUGCCCUCAUCCAUGGACCCGAUCCGGAGCUUUUUCGGCAAGUUGCGGACUCUGGCCAGCACCCUCGACUGCGAGACGGCCCGGCUGCAGCGAGCGCUGGACGGAGAGGAGAGCGACUUUGAUGAUUAUCCAAUGAGAAUUUUACAUGAUCUUCAUUCAGAAGUCCAGACUUUAAAGGAUGAUGUUAACAUUCUUCUUGAUAAAGCAAGAUUGGAAAGUCAAGAAAACAUUGAUUUCAUAAAGGCAACAAAAAUACUGAUGAAAAAAAAUUCAGGGGAUAUCAUAAAAAUAAGAGAGUUUUUCCAGAAGUAUGGAUAUAAUCCACGUGUCAAAGAAAAUUCAGAAUGUGAGCAAGAACUUACUGACUCUACCCAAGAGACGGCUAAGUGUGAAAAUUCUGAAAAGCCUGAUGUGAAGGAUGACAUGUCUGAUCCUUCUGUUCCAAGUGGUUCUGUUUCUGAGAAGCUUCCACGUAGUCCACAACUUUCAGAUUUUGGACUUGAGCGAUAUAUGAUAUCCCAAGUUUUACCAAAUCCUUCACAGGCUAUAAACAACCAUAAGGAAGAGCCUGAAAUUCAAACUCCACCUACUAGUCAGUCACUAGUUAAAAUACUAAAAACUCCAAAACAUACUCUAAAAAUGGAUGAUUUUGAGUGUAUAACUCCUAAGUUAGAACAUUUUGGUAUCUCUGAAUAUACUAUGUGUUUAAAUGAAGAUUACACAAUGGGACUUAAAAACAUGAAGAAUAUUAAAAGUGAGAAGACCAUAGAAAAAGAACCCAUGACCAAUGAUUUUUCUGUCACUCCUGGCCCCAUAACCCAGCAGCUGGAAAAAAGUGAUGUCACGUGUACCAGUUCCCCAUUGGCACCUACGUUCUGCACUCCUGGUUUGAAAAUUCCUUCCACAAAGAACAACACAGCUGUGGUGUCCACAAAUUAUCCAUUAUCAAAAACAGACAGUUCAUCAAAUGAUGUGGAAGUUAAAGAUUAUACUCCACUAGUUUUAAAUUCAGAUGAGUGCUUUGAGAAUUUUGUGGAUCCCUCUUCUCCUACAAUUUCUUCUUACGAGAAUCUGCUUAGAACACCUACACCCCCAGAAGUAACUGCAAUUCCAGAAGAUAUUCUCCAGAUUUUGUCAAAGUAUAACUCAAACCUAGCUACUCCAGUAGCAGUGAAGGCAGUGCCACCCAGGAGCAGUUUCCUCAAAUACGAAAGACAAAAUAUUCGAGAUGCCGGCAACAAAGAAAACUGGUGAAAGAACUCUAGUGGAUUUAUCCAUUUUAGAAACUGAACAAAAUGAGAUGGAAGCAGAGCUGGACUCACUUGGUUAAUUCUCAUCUUUCCUUUUUAAAAACUGCAAG
This is a messenger RNA of Sciurus carolinensis (gray squirrel), 2345 nucleotides long. It is a transcript of the gene Ska3, whose product is annotated as spindle and kinetochore associated complex subunit 3. Gene Ontology annotation, biological process: chromosome segregation; mitotic cell cycle. Gene Ontology annotation, cellular component: outer kinetochore; spindle microtubule. Lineage: Eukaryota; Metazoa; Chordata; Mammalia; Rodentia; Sciuridae. The record is from RefSeq and is a predicted model, not a curated record. The transcript is spliced from 9 exons. The coding region runs from base 998 to 2239 and encodes 413 amino acids.